This is a messenger RNA of Pseudopipra pipra, 4549 nucleotides long. RefSeq names its product nidogen 2 (gene NID2). NCBI's taxonomy places the organism in Eukaryota, Metazoa, Chordata, Aves, Passeriformes, Pipridae. Gene Ontology annotation, molecular function: calcium ion binding. The transcript is spliced from 22 exons. Gene Ontology annotation, cellular component: basement membrane. The coding region runs from base 1 to 3783 and encodes 1260 amino acids. The record is from RefSeq and is a predicted model, not a curated record. Gene Ontology annotation, biological process: cell-matrix adhesion.
AUGGACCACCAGGAGCCAUCCCUACCAUCCAUUCCCCCCCGCUCCGGGGCCCUUCGGGAGCGGGUUGCUGAGAGAGAAGCCAAGCAGGGGAAGAAACCGAGCUUUUUGGCCGCCUUUUCGGGGUCUCUGAAUGCCCGAGUGUGCGACGUGCACAACAAGGCUCUUUAUAUCCCGCGGGGCUGCCGGGAAACCUCGCAGUGCCCCGGGGACCCCAAAAUCGGGGCUGGCGCUCUCAACACCUUCCAGACAGUCAUAGCCUACAGCGACGAGGACACCUACACCAUCUUCCUCUAUCCCGACGGCGGCCUCCAGUUCCUGGGGACGCGGCCCAAGGAGUCCUACAACGUCCAGCUGGAGCUGCCAGCCAGGGUGGGCUUCAGCUGGGGGGACGGCGAUGACCCGAAGAGGGACAGGCUGUUCCACAGCCUGGCCAGCAGCGAGCAGGCUCUGAGGAACCUGGAGCGGGAGAGCAACACGGGGGUACCUGGAGUGUGGGUCUUCCGUGUGGGCAGCGUGGACCACGUGGAGCCAGGAGGCAGCGAGGCACUUGGUCCUGGAAUGCCGCAGAGCCUCCCUGUGCAUCCUGAUCCCGACUACACCCGCACACUGUACAACCAUGCUGACCACGCAUCCACGGAGCUACCAGCACAGCAUCCCAGCCAUGGAUCCCGCACCCCAGUGCUCCUGGGCUUUGUCCCUGAGAGGAGGGACGCCCAGGAGCGGAGCCGCCGGCUGUACCCCGACGGGGACGGUGACACCCGGCAGAGCUACUCUGCCAACCCCUCUUCCUACAGCUCUGGGCACCACGGCGUCGGCGUGGAGGAGGACGUGCAUUUCAACCCCGAUGUGUUCACCUACAGUGCCUCCAGCAGGGAGACCUGUGCCCAGCACCACGGGCGCUGCUCCCCUCACGCCUUCUGCACCGACUACGCCACCGGCUUCUGCUGCCACUGCCGGGCCACCUUCUACGGGAACGGGCGGCAGUGCCUGCCCGAAGGGGCCGUGCAUCGCCUCAACGGGAAGGUGAGCGGGAGCCUGACGGUGGGACGGGCGUCCGUGCGCUUCCAGGACGUGGACCUGCACGCCUACAUCGUGGGCAGCGACGGCAGAGCCUACACGGCCAUCAGCGGGGUGCCCCAGCCCGCUGCCCGUGCCCUCCUGCCCCUCCUGCCCAUCGGGGGGCUCUUUGCCUGGCUCUUCGCCCUGGAGGAGCCCGGCUCCGAGAACGGCUUCAGCAUCACCGGCGCUGAAUUCACCCAGAGCCUGGAGGUGACCUUCUACCCUGGGGGAGAGACAGUCCAGGUCACUCAGACAGCCGAGGGCCUGGGGCCGGACAAUUACUUGAGCCUCAAGACGCACAUCCAGGGAGAGGUGCCGUUUCUCCCGGAGAACGUCACUGUCCACGUCACUCCCUACAAGGAACUCUACUACUACUCCAGCUCAGCCGUGACGUCCUCGGGCCAGCGGGAAUACGUCGUGGCCACGGGAACAGCCAACCAGACCUUGUCCUACCGCCUGCGGCAGAACAUCACCUUCUCCGGGUGCUCCCAUUCCCGCCUGCCCGCGCGGCAGCAGCUCAGCGUGGCACGCGCCUUCGCCCUCUACGACGGCCAGGAGCACGUCCUGCGCUACGCCCUGGCUGCCCGUGUUGGCUCAGCACAAGAUGGUGCCGGGAAUCCCGCGGUGAACCCGUGCCAUGAUGGCACACACGGGUGUGAGGCACCGGCACGCUGCCAGCCUGGAGCAGGGAUGGAGUACACGUGUGAGUGCCCAGCUGGGUACCGCAGAGACGGACAGGGCUGCCGAGAUGUGGACGAGUGCGCCGAGGGCCUGAGCCGGUGCGGCCCCUUCACCGUGUGCCUGAACGUGCCGGGCAGUCACCGGUGCGAGUGCCGCGGCGGGUACCGGCCGGCGGGGGACGGGCAGGCGUGUGUGCCGCUGGCCCCGGCGAGUGACCCCUGCGAGGACGGGAGGCACCCCUGUGCGCCGGGGGGCCGCGCGCGGUGCCUGUCCCGCGGCGACGGCCGCCCCAGCUGCGAGUGCCUCCCGGGAUACACCGGCGACGGCAUCCACUGCUCCGACGUGGAUGAGUGUGCCGAAAACCCGUGUCACCCGGCCGCCACCUGCUACAACACGCCGGGCUCCUUCACCUGCCGGUGCCAGCCUGGCUAUGAGGGCGAUGGCUUCCGGUGCACGUAUGCGGCGGGAGGGAACCCGCAGCGGCUGACGCCCUGCCAGCACGAGCAGAUGUACCCGCGGGAGGUGCCACCGGGACCCUCGCCCGUGGGAGGCAGGCACGUGCCCCAGUGUGAUGAGGAGGGUCGGUACCGGCCCCUGCAGUGCCACGGCAGCACCGGGCACUGCUGGUGCGUGGAUGCUGCCGGGCAGGAGAUCGCUGGCACACGGACAGCACCAGGCACCACCCCGCCUCGCUGCGGGAGCCCAGAGUCUAUCCAGCAACUGACACCCUGCGAGCACGCACGGAUGUACCCGCGGGAGGUGCCACCGGGACCCUCGCCCGUGGGCGACGGGCACGUGCCCCAGUGUGACGAGGAGGGCCGGUACCGGCCCCUGCAGUGCCACGGCAGCACCGGGCACUGCUGGUGCGUGGACGCUGCCGGGCAGGAGAUCGCCGGCACACGGACAGCACCGGGCACCACCCCGCCUCGCUGCGGGAGCCCAGAGCCCACGGAGCGGCCGCCCAGCAUGUGCGAGCGCUGGCGGCAGAGCCUGCUGGAGCACUACGGGGGCAGCCCCCGCGGCGACCAGUACGUGCCCCAGUGCGACCCCCAGGGACACUUCACCCCGCUGCAGUGCCACGGGGACAGCGGGUACUGCUGGUGCGUGGACGAGAGCGGCAGGGAGAUCCAGGGCACGCGCUCGGAGCCCGGCACCGCCCCGCCAUGUCUCCCCAGCGUCGCGCCGCCCACUGUCCGGCCCUCACCCCGGCCCGACGUGUCCCCACCGACCACGGGGACCUUCCUGCUCUACGCUCAGGGACAGCAAAUUGGAUACCUCCCGCUCAACGGGACGAGGCUGCAGAAGGAGGCGGCCAAGACCCUGCUCUCCCUGCAUGGCUCCAUCGUGGUGGGGAUUGACUAUGACUGCCGGGAGAAGAUGAUCUAUUGGACGGAUGUGGCCGGACGGACCAUCAGCCGGGCGAGCCUGGAGCCAGGGGCCGAGCCAGAGACCAUCAUCAACUCAGGACUCAUCAGCCCCGAGGGCCUGGCCGUGGACCACCUGCGCCGGGCCAUGUUCUGGACCGACAGCGGGCUGGACAGGAUCGAGAGGGCGCGGCUGGACGGCUCCGAGCGGCGCGUGCUCUUCGACACCGAGCUCGUCAACCCCCGUGCCAUCGCCGUGGACCCCGUCCGAGGAAACCUUUACUGGACGGACUGGAAUCGUGAAGCUCCCAAAAUUGAAACUUCCACUGUCAAUGGAGCCAACAGGAGGGUCCUGGUGCACACAGACAUCGGUUUGCCCAAUGGCCUGACGUUUGACCCCUUCUCCAAGCUGCUGUGUUGGGCAGAUGCAGGCACAAAGCACCUGGAAUGCACAUUCCCUGAUGGCACAGGCCGGCGUGUCAUCCAGAACAACCUCAACUACCCCUUCAGCAUCAUCAGCUACGCCAACCACUUCUACCACACGGACUGGAGACGGGAUGGGGUGAUAGCUGUAAAUAAAGACACCGGCUCCUUCACCGAUGAGUAUCUUCCAGAGCAGCGAUCCCACCUCUAUGGAAUAACAGCAGUUUAUCCCUACUGCCCUGGAGCAAGGAAAUAGUAACUCCCAGUUUCAAGGAAUCAACAAUCUUUGCACCCAGAAGAACUUCAGACCCAGAAAACUGUCACUGCAUGAAAGGAGGGAAAAGCCCUCAGCCAAGGCCAACCAAGCAACCUGCUUUCCUGCAAAAAGUAUUUUUUUUUUAUGGUUAUACCUCAAGACUUUACUACUGUAUUUUUUUACCAAGUGGAAAACAUUGAUAUAUUACCAAAAAAAAAAAAAAAUGGUCCUGGGCAUCUCAGGCCAUUACUCAAACUCUUGCUUAAUGCAAGAAGGUUUAAAAUGUAGCUUUUUUUUUUUUUUUUUUACUCAAAUGUUUUAUUUUAAUGGAAGAAGAAUGGAUUAAUUUUUGACGGUUUUGACAAUCUGACCAACAGGUCCUUUUAUCCAAAAAAAAAAAAUUAAGUGCCUAUGGGAAGCUUUGGAUGCAGUAUCUCGCUGGGUCUAAAUAACCUACAGCCCUGAAGACAGAGACUGUGUGUGCUCCAAAAAAGGUGCAGAACAGGGAUGUGACGUGGCAAAGGCAUUGAAGAUUUUCCAGAAGAUGAUUCUGUGUUCUCACCACUGCCUCAAUGCAUGUCUUUUAGUAUUUAUAUUAGAAGAAUAUGCUAGAAUUGAUCUGUUCAUGCUUGUUGGUUCUUCCAAGUGCCUUCAUAGACCUACCCAGUGUAGACCAAUACAUGUUCAGAAAUACCCAGUUACCUUGUAAUGCUUCACUUUUUCUAGGUUACUUCAAUAAUUGAAUAAAGAGGUUGGUUUAAGUUUC